This is a messenger RNA of Hippocampus zosterae (dwarf seahorse), 1454 nucleotides long. RefSeq names its product protein kinase X-linked (gene prkx). Gene Ontology annotation, biological process: protein phosphorylation. The transcript is spliced from 8 exons. Bases 377 to 1426 code for a protein of 349 amino acids. The record is from RefSeq and is a predicted model, not a curated record. Gene Ontology annotation, molecular function: ATP binding; protein serine/threonine kinase activity. Lineage: Eukaryota; Metazoa; Chordata; Actinopteri; Syngnathiformes; Syngnathidae.
ACACAGAUGCGCAUGCGCACCAGAGUCCGUUCGGCGGAAAUAUAUGAGGAAAUGUGGAGGCGUACUCUUCGUCCAUCUAGAUUUCAUUAAGAUGCAGUCCCUUUUCGUAGUUUCAUACGUUCAUCGUUUUAACAAAUAUUGGGAUGCUUUAGUCUUUAGUUCGUUUUUAAGCUAGCUACUCAGCUAUCGCUUUUACUUGUCACCAACUUCUUUUGUCUAUUUAGAGUGGAGGCCCAACGGUCCACUGUACCUCAGAUAAAAUGCCACCACGUUUUUGACAUUUAUUUCCCUUAGUUCAUUCAUGGAUUAUGACAUGGCGUAUUUAUUUAAGCCUCCGACAUUUUCAAACCAAAAUAAUUAACGUCGGACGUGACUCAUGGCGUCCUCAAAAGCAGAUAGCGCAGUAAGUAAAGACACCAAUUGUGCGAAAGAAAAUAGCAGCGGUUCCUCGGGUGAAGCGUCAGACAACCACCAGAGGUAUUGCCUUGAAGACUUGGUGAGCAUCGCCACAGUGGGUACAGGAACCUUUGGUCGAGUAUUCCUGGUUAGGGACAAAACCAGCAGGACCUUCUAUGCUCUGAAACAGAUGAGGAUCCCCGAUGUGAUCCGACUGAAGCAGGAGGAGCAUGUCCACAACGAGAAGGCGGUUUUGAAAGAGGUCAACCACCCCUUCCUCAUACGAUUGUUUUGGACGCACCAUGAUGAAUGCUUCCUUUACAUGUUGAUGGACUACGUGCCCGGCGGCGAGCUGUUCAGCUACCUUCGUAGCCGAGGCCGCUUCAGUAACGCCACCGGUCUGUUCUACGCCUCUGAGAUCGUCUGCGCGAUCGAGUACCUCCACUCCAAAGACAUAGUUUACCGCGACCUGAAGCCUGAGAACAUCCUGCUGGACAGGGAGGGCCACAUCCGCCUGACUGACUUUGGCUUUGCAAAAAAGCUUUCUGACAGAACCUGGACUCUGUGUGGCACCCCGGAGUAUCUCGCUCCGGAGGUUAUCCAGAGCAAAGGUCAUUGCCGUGCAGUGGACUGGUGGGCUCUUGGCAUUCUCAUCUUUGAAAUGUUGGCCGGGCAUCCACCUUUUUUUGACGACAAUCCAUUUGGAAUCUACCAGAAGAUCCUGGCAGGAAAACUGGAUUUCCCACGGCAUCUGGAUUUCUACGUCAAAGACCUGAUCAAGAAGUUUCUGGUAAUUGACCGAGCCAGACGGCUGGGCAACAUGAAGAAUGGAGCAGAUGAUGUGAAAAAGCACCGAUGGUUUAAGACCAUCGAUUGGGAGACGGUACCACUGAGAAAACUCAAGCCUCCGAUAGUUCCCAAAGUUUCCCAUGAAGGCGACACCGCAAACUUUGAAGUUUACCCCGACGACGAAUGGAAAAAGGACCCGUGUGUUCCGCCCAGAGACUUGGAGAUCUUCAAAAACUUCUGACAACUCAGACAGAAUCUUUUCUUUAUGG